CCUCAAACCACCAACUGGCACCCUAGGAGCGGCUCUUGCAGUGCUCAGGUGUCCAACGAGUCUUAAAGUACUCAAAGUUACCCGUGAGUGACUCAGUUCUGUCUGAUUCAUUCGAUUGUGUUCUACGUGUGUUUUGUCUGCAUUACUGCGCACGAUCACAUCACAAUCAUAUUACCGAUUUCUAUCAAAUCGAUUGAAAUCAAGAGUGCGCGUGGCUAAACGAUGUCGUCGGCAUAUAAUUAUCCAUCGACAUCGAGGUCACCCGAUGUGUCUCGUACAUGGCCCCUCCCAGGGCCUUCACGAACAUUUUCGGUGCAGCCUUUGGGGCUAGGGGAGUCACCGCGAUGCAACGCACACUCACCACUCUUACCUCAAUACCAUACACAACGUGAUAUGAACGGGAAACUGACUGCGUCGUCGUCCAGACCUUCCAGGCAGCCGACGUUGCCGCCUGUGCCAGACCCGACCGUUAACACGUCCCCCUUUCCCGCGAUUCUCCACAAACCGACCCAUUAUAUUAGUCAACAUGUUCGCGACCCACAGCUUGUAGAUCGUUCGUUCUUGCACCAACCCGGCCCAUCGCAAUCACCUGGUCACCAUGUCUCGCAUAAUUUCCUUGAAAGUUCCCAACUUUCAAGUUUCUCGUCCACUCGCCAUGUCGCGAUAAACAGUCACUCAAAACGUCCAACGACGUCUACUCCGGUCUUCAAUAACAUUUCCGAUCUUGCUUCCCAUUAUGGGAUACCCCAGUUUUUGCCCAGUGCACCUCGUACAACUCCUAGUAGACCAGAACCAGGAGAACCAUCCUCUUCAACACUGUCUGUUGAACCCUUCGCAUCUACAAACUCACCUGCUUUCGCCGAUUUGUGCUCGAAUUACUUGAAGAUGUUGUCACAAAACCCAGGCAACAACGACGCGACCGGUGUCCACGUAGAGGACACGGCGCUAUCGACGGCUUCGCCGUCUGACGCAGAAGCCAUUCAGACGCUCUUGGACGUUUUCGGUGCCACACCGGAACUCACCAACUCGAAUGACUUAAAUGAGUACCUCACUUCACCCCUCAUCGACUCGCCUUUCGAUGAUGAGCUGCUCACUACGCCUGCAUUCGGCUCUGCGGACAUCAACGCGGACAUCUUCACGAGUCCGCUUUUGGAUGAUUUUGGGGGUGACUCGUUCGGCGAACUCCCGUCCCUCUUUGAUUCUAUUUAUCCCCCAUGCAAACCCACUGAAUCAUACCACCUCCCAACCAACUUUGAUGAACUGUAUCAAAUGUCCCCCGACACUCCAAUGCUCAACACUCCACUCGAAUCGCCCCUCGACUCUCCUGCCAGUCAUCGUCCACCGCAGCGGAAAGUGGCUGUCACUGGCACGCGUAAGAACAUUACGCCGGAGGCCCUUGUCCCUAUCGAUGCUCCCACACAGCAGCGCAAGUACCUUACCCCGUCAGUGACUUCUCGCAAGGAGGUUCCUGCUGUCUUCGCUCGGAAGCGGGCGCGUACAGCUGCUUUCGGUGACGAGCAAGACGAGCUCAUCGAGGAUGUGCGAAUCCUCCCUUCCAUGACUGAGCAGGAGCAGAUUGAGGCAAAGAGGCGCCAAAACACGGUCGCUGCUCGACGAAGUCGCAAGCGCAAGCUGGAGUACCAGCGCGAGUUGGAGGAGAGUGUUGAGCAAUACAAGCGUGAAAGUGAGAUCUGGAAAUCGAAGGCUAUGACUUACCAGGCCCUACUGCGAAGUCAUAACAUCGAAUAUCCCGAGCUUCCAGACCCAUGAAUACCACUCAAGUAGUCUCGUCAUUCCCUUCGUCGUUCUUUUGAUACCAUAGUUCUCGACUUCGAUGCUCUGUGUAUUCUUAUCAUGUUCAUCAUCCCCAUUCCCCAUCCACUGGCGAAGAGCAUCGUCGUAUCCCCUUUCCCCAUGUUCAUGAUCGCUCUUGACCUGCGUUCCUCGUCCCCACCUUCGUCAUUUUCUUGAUUUUUAUCCUGUUAAUUUCAUUACACGCCAUCUAGUAGUAUUCACGUUUCCCGUCUAUAUGUCCAAGGUUGAUUACAUGCAAAUCAAAAGUACUACUUUUUUGCGUCAUAA
Suillus discolor is the source of this 2082-nucleotide messenger RNA. RefSeq lists its product as uncharacterized. The record is from RefSeq and is a predicted model, not a curated record. The coding region runs from base 223 to 1770 and encodes 515 amino acids. The transcript is spliced from 2 exons. Lineage: Eukaryota; Fungi; Basidiomycota; Agaricomycetes; Boletales; Suillaceae. Gene Ontology annotation, biological process: regulation of DNA-templated transcription. Gene Ontology annotation, molecular function: DNA-binding transcription factor activity.